UCCCCAUUUGGGCCUCCGGAGCAAGGAGGGCGCUGCGUGCGCCACACCGAGCCACCUCCCGCGCAGGGAUGGGCUGGGACGAUGGCGCCUCUAAACCGACGGCGAGCGGGGACCCUGGGCGUGGAAGGGAGCGGCACCGCCCGGGCCUCGCCCUUCCUCCUCCUCCUCCUUGCUCGCCGCUCGCCUCUUUUCCAGCCAUGACUCAGCGCUUCUCGCAGGCUGCCAGGCUGGAGACACGGGCUCCUCGCCGGCCCCUCCCGCCGCUUCCACCCCCUCUCUCACACCCACGCCCGCCCUCGGCCGCCGGCCCUUCCCCAGCGCCGCCGCCGCCGCCGCCGCAGUCAGCUCGGGCGUCCCGGCAGCAUCAGCCGCCCGACCCGGCCGGAGCCGACCCCGCGCGCCGCCCG
Messenger RNA from Physeter macrocephalus (sperm whale), 407 nucleotides. RefSeq lists its product as uncharacterized. The record is from RefSeq and is a predicted model, not a curated record. Lineage: Eukaryota; Metazoa; Chordata; Mammalia; Artiodactyla; Physeteridae. The transcript has a single exon. The annotation marks the transcript as partial.